AUGUAUGCAGGUUACAAAUUGUACGAGGAUGCUCUUGUUGAGCUCAUCUUUUCGAAGGAGGUGUCAUUUAACAAUAGAGAAGCCCAGAUAAGGUUCAUACUUCAUAUGGAAUAUGAAUUUAUGGGUUUCCUAAUUGUUUUUGACCAUGGGAGGGUGUCCUCGCCGGCUUCGGAGCAGGACUAUUCCCUUGCGUCAAGUGGAAAAAGCUUUGUAGUUCCUGAUAGAUCUUCAGAUUCCCAAAACACUGUUGUUCAAUCUCCGGCGCCGAGCUUCUCUGAUGAAAAUCCGGUGAAUAGUCAGUUUUCUGGUGAGGAUAAUGUAACCGAAGUUAUACGCCGACCGCCCUUUUCGUCGCCGGCCGAAUCUGUUUCCAAAGCCUUGGACUUUUUGGCGAGGAACUUGUCCCUAGGAAAGCCGGCGAGUAGACAGUUUUCCGGUGGAUCUACAAAUUUCAGCCGUGUCAGAACACCAUCUCCGGCUUCGAAUCAUCACGUCGAAGCCAAAGGGGAUGUUGGAAAGAAAGCUGUGACCAAUGAUACGCGCCGACAUCCGCCUCCGUCGCUGGUGGAAUCUGCUUCCACCCACUCAAACUCUUCAGCGCCGAGAUGCUCCAGUAAAAAGUCAGUGAGUAGUCAGUUUUUCGGCUGUGUAGGAACACCAUCUUCGGCUCCAAAUCAUCACGGCGAAGCCAAAGGGCAUGUUGGAAAGGAUGCUGUGACCAACGAUACACGCCGACAUGGGUCUCCGUCGCCGGUGGAAUCUGGUUCCACCCACUUAACCCUCCAACGCCGAGCUUCUCCGGUGGACCUUCAGAUUUCAGACGUGUCGGAACACCAUCUCCGGCUCCGACUCAUAACAGCAAAGCCAAAUGGGACGUUGGAAAGAAUGCUGUAG
Molecule: messenger RNA, 894 nt
Organism: Cornus florida
Lineage: Eukaryota; Viridiplantae; Streptophyta; Magnoliopsida; Cornales; Cornaceae
Exons: 3
Coding region: 1-894 (297 amino acids)
Source: RefSeq, a predicted model, not a curated record